AUGGCUCUACUUCUUACGUCACAAGUUCAGUUUUUAGCAACGCUGUCGUUCGUGGACAAUACGGGAGCGGAGGAUUCUGCUCUCUCUGCGUUUGCCAACGUCCUCAGGUGGGUAAACUUGUGGCCAAGCGAAAGCUUCUCGGAGGGUGUUGCAUCACGGAUCUUUCCGAGCGAACCCGACAAAAUCAAUGGAGACGAUGAUGGUGACGAUGAUGGUGACGAUGAUGGUGACGAUGAUACAACGAAACGAGGAAUAUCCGUGUCAUUUACCCACGACCUCGGCUCUCUGUUGUUCAUGGGAAAUCUUGCGCUUUUUGCCGGGCUUCUGGUGAUCAUAUUUUCCUUGCACAUCUUGGUGGCGUCGGGAAUUGAAGCGCACUGGCUGGCAAAGGUGAGAAAUGACCCUACAUUGAGUUGUAGGUUGGUAUCGCGAGCCGUUCCCCAGGGAAAAACAUCCAUACGUUCAACAAUAAGCAUGGCAGGUGUUUUCGGCGUGCAGAUUGUGACUAUCGCGAAACCAAAUGAUGGCGGCAUGGGUAAUGAGCGUAGAGCUACACAGAGUUGCAACGGGCAACGUAUGUUACUUACGCACCCCCCAACCAACAAACUGCCCUCCUGCCUCUGUUUCGUGCUCUACAAGCAACGGGCGAGUAGGGAGGCUUCAAGAGCCCUGGGCCAUGGCCUUUCUUCAGGCGAGCUGUCCACAGCCAUCUUGGACACACGCUUCCAGCAGCCGAGUUUGGAUAGGGGCUCCUCAGCAGGGAGGCAGUCGGCAGAUACCGUUCGGUCGCACUCAUUGAGAGGACCAUCUACGCUAUUUCGGGGCAGCAGCGACUCGGGGGAUUUGGAGAGCAAUGAAGAAGAAGGCGGACGAACGAACGCGCGUCAGAGGAAAUCGAUGGGCCGAGUGUUAGAGUGUCGAGAACUGUCGCAGUCACCGUGGCUCCAUUACCCGCACCUGGAACUCAUCUUUCUUUUCUUCGCCUUCGAGGGUGCAGUGACCUCACAGGUCUCAGCCUUGCGAAGCGCAAGUUCUUCGAAGCUUUAUUACGCGGCCUUGGUGACGCUGGUGAGGGCAUGUGAAGCGGGGGCAGUUUCAAGAGCUGUCACGUAA
Messenger RNA from Ectocarpus sp. CCAP 1310/34, 1113 nucleotides. Lineage: Eukaryota; Phaeophyceae; Ectocarpales; Ectocarpaceae. The record is from the annotation of a GenBank genome assembly.